GCUAAGCAAAGUUCAAAUACCCGUCAGUGGCGCUGACGCAGAGCUCAGAUGGCUAAGAGAGUGGUGCCGAGACAAGCACUGACAUUUCGUUGUUACCUUUUUGGCCAAAGUGGUUAACACAUUUACACACAAAACUGGGCUCAGUCAGCGCCUCACCUUUGUGACGGCUCUGUGUGUAAGAGCGGAUAUGCCAGCCAAGAGCGGCAAGAGUUGGAGUUGGCUCGAAACCAUGGCUCAAACCCGCGACCCAGACGUUUGUUACCUGCCCAAGCGAACGGACGACGCGAUCGCUUGGCUCAGUAGUCGGUCCGCUGGUCAGUUGUCGGUCGGUUCUGCCCUAUAGGGAACCGUCUCAAUUCGAAGCAAAGUGAAGCGAAUAUCUCGGUGAUUUUGUUAUUGUGCGUGAUUGCCGAAACCAAAUCAAAACAAAUUGAGCCCUCGCCAACCAGUUUGGAUAUUAUAACAACCGAGUUGCAAAAGGUGCGAUCACAAAUGAGGGGCGGGAUAAUCCCAAGAAAGCCAGAAUAAACACAACGUGAAAGAGGAAGCCAAGCAAAUUUACUCGAGAUAAUUCUGAGUAAUCCAUUGUUAGCCCAUCUAUUCUAGUUUAUUUUUUUUUUUGACUGUUGAAUAAAAAUCCACUGAGAGGAAAAUAAAUACAAGUAAUUUAAAAGAACACAAGUCUUGCUGAGAUAAAGUUCACUUAGAGGAUUUGCCAGCAUGAGACGUCGCAAAGUGCUCAUCUGCUGGGCUGCUCUGCAGGCGGGCAGCUCCAUCCUCACCUGCCUGCUCCUCCUGCUGACCACCGGGCAGCGGGCGCCUCAGGUGGCGGCCGGCAUUGUGCCACCGCCGUGGAGUGAUCCCACCAAGAAUCCAUGCGCCAGCAUGUCAGGUGGCUGGCAGCUUCUGUACUGGGCGCCACUGAAGAAGUGCUUCAAGAUCUUCACACUGGGCUAUCCGUGUCCGGAAACCAUGGAGCUGAGCCCAACGGCGGUGAGUGCCAAGCGGAAGGAUCUUCCGGCGGCCGAGUGCCGAUGUCCACCGGGCACAGCACUCAGUCCGCUGACCAACAAUGUCUGCUACAAUCUCUACGAACGGGGACCCUGCCAACCCGAGGAGUACUUCCAGCCCAUGCCGGAUCAGGCCAAGAGAUCAGGCAAUCGUUGGGGCACCUGCAAGCGACCACUGCACUGCCCGGAGGACAUGAUCUUCUGGCCGAAGGACAACAAGUGCUAUGCGAGGCACACCAAAGGUCCAUGCAGUCGUGGAAAACUGCUGGUUCGGAACGAGGACGGACUAGCUGAGUGCCGCUGCGAGAAUGAGGGCGAGCUGUCCUCGUUCUACUAUCCGGCGGAGGAGUCCUGCUACGAGCACUACACCAAAGGACCCUGCUCGACGCCGGGUCACAUCUUCUUGCCCGGCGGCCGAUGCGAUUGCCAGCGGCACUUGCCGCACUAUCAUCCUCCGCAGCAAAUGUGCUACGAGCUGGAUACCCCUGGACCCUGUCCACCUGGCCACAUCUUCCGCAUACCAGACGAUGUCCAGGAGACGACCGGCACUCCCCUGUUGCAGCUGUUGCCCCGUGCGCAGUGCCAGUGCAAGGAGGGCUAUGUGCCCUGGAGCGAUGGCAUCUGCUAUCGCCUGUACACACGGGGUCCCUGUGGCUCCAACGAGUUCCUGGUCAACGGGACCAGUUGUGUGCGCAACAUUUGCGGCAAGAAUCGUCUGUACUUUCCGGCAGAGGACUCUUGCUACAGGAUUGGAUCUCAAGGCCCCUGUGCGUUGCACCAAGUGGUGAUCUUUGACUUCACCGCCCGGCCGUCCAUCGAUGGCAUCUCCUACAACGGGAUGUGUGGCUGUUCGGGGGUGCUCACCAAUCUGGACCAGCAGUGCUCGGGUGAGGGAGCGAAUAGGGAGCAGAAUAUAUGCGAGUCCACGCCCGGAAUGGUGGAGAUCAAUGGGCGGUGCCACAAACUGUACAGUCGAGGACCCUGCGGUGCGGGUCAGUGGCUGGAGCCGCUGAAAACGCAAUCAUCGGAUGGCACCACUUCGAUUGUGGCCCAUGCCAGCCGGGCCAAGUGCGUCUGCCGGCCGGGCUACACGCCCACGGAGGCGGAUCAGCGCGGCAUGAGCAACUGCAGCGCGCCGAGUGUCAGUUUGGCGAGGUAUUUAACCAACGAGCGACUCAACUCAAAGUUCCUCAAUGAUCUGCACCUUGGUGGGGCCAUCUAAACACCCCCCAAAUCUUCAAGCUAUCCUCUAUCUGGUUGUGAUGACUCCUAUACUCCCACACACCCACUUGGCAUGACUCCCUACUCCAAUCUAUUCUAUCCCCUCUUCUCUGUUUUGUGUUUUCUGUUUGCAUGCUGAGUGUUAUUUGAUCGCUACGAUCACUUGUUAUUCAAUUAACCAUUUUGUUCUCUUUUAGGUGGUUUUUAGAAAUAUUCGGUUAACGUGUUCGAUAAGAUGAGAUUGUGCCAUGAAUGUAUUACAUCGACUUGUGUACGAGUUGUAUUUAAGGGAACUCCCGAUAAGGCAAAUAAAACAAUGUGAAAGAC
This is a messenger RNA of Drosophila elegans, 2558 nucleotides long. RefSeq lists its product as uncharacterized. The record is from RefSeq and is a predicted model, not a curated record. The transcript is spliced from 4 exons. The coding region runs from base 721 to 2232 and encodes 503 amino acids. NCBI's taxonomy places the organism in Eukaryota, Metazoa, Arthropoda, Insecta, Diptera, Drosophilidae.